GGUAGAGAUUUGAAACGCAAAGCGUUUUCCUUCACUUCACGGAUUCCGCAUUACAGGAGAAAGAGAGAGACAAGUCAUCUUCUUCUUCCUCUUCACAUUCUUCUUCCCUAUCACACUAGAUAGAUCUCCUCUCUUUCUUUCACUCUGAUCCAUCAUCAGCUAUGGUUUCCCCUACAAAACUCAAAUCCAUGGAUUUCUACAGGAAAAUCCCGAGAGAUUUGACAGAGGCGUCUCUAUCAGGCGCUGGCUUAUCCAUCGUUGCUGCCCUCAUUAUGAUGCUUUUGUUCGGAAUGGAGCUGAGUAGUUAUUUGGCAGUCAACACUACCACAACUGUCGUCGUUGACAAGAGCGCUGAUGGUGACUUCUUACGCAUUCAUUUCAACAUCAGUUUUCCUGCCCUUUCAUGUGAAUUUGCAUCCAUUGAUGUGAGUGACGUCUUGGGAACAAAUAGGCUAAACAUAACAAAAACAGUUCGCAAGUUUCCAAUUGAUCCACAUUUAAAGACCACUGGUGAAGAGUUCCACUCGGGCCAUGGAUCACAUCACAUCAACCACGGAGAAGAAAUUAAGGAAGAGAUUCCUGAUGGUGCCGUACCACUUGUCAGUGGUAGUUUUGAUUCAUUUACAAAACACUUUCCUCUAUUGAUUGUUAACUUUAAUGCACCAUGGUGCUACUGGAGUAACCGUCUGAAACCGUCUUGGGAGAAAGCAGCUUCAAUUAUAUACCACAAAUAUAAUCCUGAAACUGAUGGACGUGUUCUUCUCGGAAGCGUUGAUUGCACAGAAGAAGCUGAACUAUGUAAGAGGAAUCAUAUACAAGGCUAUCCAUCUAUUCGGAUUUUCCGCAAGGGCAGUGACCUUAAGGAGGACCAUGGACAUCACGAACAUGAAUCUUACUAUGGAGAUCGGGACACAGAUAGUAUAGUUAAGAUGGUGGAUGAACUGGUCGCACCUAUCCACCCAGAGACUCACAAGCUAGAUUUGGAUGGUAUAUCCAAUGAGACAUUAAAACAUCUUAAAAAGGCACCAGUUACUGGAGGUUGUAGAGUUGAAGGUUAUGUGCGUGUAAAGAAGGUUCCAGGAAACCUUAUUAUCUCAGCUCAUUCAGGAGCUCAUUCGUUCGACUCUUCUAAAAUGAACAUGUCGCAUGUUGUUACCCAUCUUUCAUUUGGGAGAAUGUUUUCCCCUAGGCUGUUGACCGAUAUGAGGCGCUUGUUGCCAUAUAUCGGCCAAAGCCAUGACAAGCUCGAUGAAAAAGCAUUCAUUAAUCAACACGAGUUUGGUGCCAACGUUACUAUCGAGCACUACCUUCAAGUAGUCAAGACAGAGGUCAUUACAAGAAGAACAGCUCAAGAACAUUCAUUGGUUGAGGAAUAUGAAUACACCGCUCACAGCAGCAUAGCUCAGACUUACUACUUACCGGUUGCAAAGUUUCACUAUGAGCUCUCUCCCAUGCAGAUUAUGAUAACUGAAAACCCAAAGUCCUUCUCGCACUUCAUCACAAACCUUUGCGCCAUCAUUGGUGGUGUUUUCACGGUAGCGGGAAUACUAGAUUCUAUUUUCCACAAUACAAUAAGACUGGUGAAAAAAGUGGAGCUGGGGAAAAACUUUUGAUUGGCGACUGGAGGUUAGAGUUUACCAUUAAUCUAUAACACCAUAGAAGAACCUCAGACUGUUUUAUUUGGAACAGCUGUUCUUACAGAGAAAAACUCAGAAAAGAGAGAGAAGUUUUGUUUUGACACUUAUCUUAGUUUCUUUAUGUUUCUUGAGAAAUAAUACAACCCAAGUGGAACUUUUAUUCAUUUACAUGAUAAACAAAUGUUUAUAAA
This is a messenger RNA of Brassica napus (rape), 1828 nucleotides long. RefSeq names its product protein disulfide-isomerase 5-3. Gene Ontology annotation, cellular component: endoplasmic reticulum; COPII-coated ER to Golgi transport vesicle. NCBI's taxonomy places the organism in Eukaryota, Viridiplantae, Streptophyta, Magnoliopsida, Brassicales, Brassicaceae. The record is from RefSeq and is a predicted model, not a curated record. The transcript has 15 exons. The coding region runs from base 162 to 1613 and encodes 483 amino acids.